Clunio marinus is the source of this 1503-nucleotide messenger RNA. The record is from the annotation of a GenBank genome assembly. Lineage: Eukaryota; Metazoa; Arthropoda; Insecta; Diptera; Chironomidae.
AGUCAUCGAAACGCCUUGCUAGAGUGAUCAGCGUUUUGUUGAUCUUUCUCACUUUUUACAAAGCUUCAUUUUUGAUACUCGAAUAAGAACCCAACGCGCUUUAUUUGCGACGGUGGAAAUAAAUAUUAAGUUUUCUUUUGAAUUUUUAUUACCUUGUGAAGAGUUUCUGAAUUAGAAGUCAAAAUGGGUCUCGCAAAAAUAUUUGCAAACGAGACCUUCAGAAUGCUGUUUAUAGCCGCUGGUAUAAUGGUAUGCUUCUUGUAUUAUGGGGUGAUGCAAGAAAAAAUUAUGCGAGGGUGUUAUGGCGGUGAAGUUCGUGAAGGAGGAAAAUGCGAGGGCGGAGAAAAAUAUGAAUACGAAUUUAUGUUGGUCGGAUGUUUAUCAUUGUCAUACGCAAUCGUUGCAAGACUCUUACUUCUUUGUAAAUCAUCAGAAGAGAAAGACAAGACUCAUCAAGGGUGGUAUGCUGCAUCAGCAUUUACUUAUCUCGCUGCUAUGGUUUGUGGCAAUAUGGCAUUAAGGUUUAUAACUUAUCCAACCCAAGUAAUAGCCAAAAGUUCAAAACCCAUACCAGUCAUGAUAAUUGGAGUUCUUCUCGCCCAUAAACGGUAUACGAUUCAGAAAUAUUUCUUCGUAAUUUUAAUCGUUGUAGGUGUAAUUAUGUUCAUCUAUAAAGAUGGGAAAAGUGGAGAAGAAAAGGAUAACAGCAGUAUUGGACUUAUUUUGAUUGGUAUGAGUUUACUCUCAGACGGUGUCUUAGGUGCAAUUGAAGAUAGAAUGCGUGCAGCAACAAAGCCAUCAGCGCUUAAUUUCAUGUUUUCAAUCAACAUGUUCGCUGCCAUUUUCCUUGCUGUUAUUGUCGUUGCUUCUGGAGAAAUUUCUCAUUUCUUCACAUUCGCUACGAAAUAUCCGGAAGUUUAUAUGAAGAUUGGAACACUUGCAAUUGUGGGCAGUUUUGGACAAGUUUUCAUUUUCAUGAUGAUCUCUGAAUUUGGACCAUUGCCGUGUUCAAUUGUAACGACAACUAGGAAAUUCUUCACAGUUUUAAUAUCAGUAAUCUUCCUGGGUAAUGCUUUAACUACUCGUCAGAUAGUAGCCACCGGAAUUGUAUUUUCAGCUCUCUUUGCCGAUGCAUUCUUUGGAAAGAAACAACUUUGUGGACCGAAAGCUCAACCUGUCCCAACUCAAGAUCCGGACGUUGAAAAAAACACUGAUACAAAUGGAUCACCCACAAAAGAUGCUGUUGAAUUGCAGAAAUUAAACAGCAAUAAAACUGCCGAGUGAUCUUAAUGAUGCUAACGUUAUUUUUUAGUUAUUUAACUCACAUGACUCACAUAAAGCCGAGUAAGAACAGAAACAAACACACAAAUUCACUUUACAAAAAAAUCCAUUUAGCUGAUUUUAUUUUAUUUUUUUCACGUUAUAAUGAUGUUCUAUUGUAAUCGUUGAAUAAAGACGACGUAAAUGUACGGAGAAGUAUAUUUUAAUAAUUAUGUGUGCAAA